Messenger RNA from Kuraishia capsulata CBS 1993, 312 nucleotides. RefSeq lists its product as uncharacterized. The transcript has a single exon. The record is from RefSeq and is a predicted model, not a curated record. The coding region runs from base 1 to 312 and encodes 103 amino acids. Lineage: Eukaryota; Fungi; Ascomycota; Pichiomycetes; Pichiales; Pichiaceae.
AUGAUUUUUGUGUGGUGGAGAUCAGGCUAUUGUGUAUUGUUCUGUCUGGCUCAACUUCAGCUGUCAUAUUUCAAUUCAGAUUUAAUGGACAAGGGGUUGGCAGGUAGUGCAAUAAUCAAUCUGAACACCCCAACGGGUUCAGCCGGUAAGCAUGAUUGGACCCUUAAAACUCCAGAAGGGGUCAAGUUCAAAGGGACAAUGAGUUGGCGAAAGGGAAAGAGGAAUCAACCUCAGUGUGUGACUUGGUCGAAUUAUGGUGGGUGUGAGACAGGAGAGGUGAUUAGAGGCCAUUGCUGCGUACCACACAAAUGA